Messenger RNA from Lycium ferocissimum, 1761 nucleotides. RefSeq lists its product as uncharacterized. The transcript has 2 exons. The record is from RefSeq and is a predicted model, not a curated record. Bases 63 to 1433 code for a protein of 456 amino acids. NCBI's taxonomy places the organism in Eukaryota, Viridiplantae, Streptophyta, Magnoliopsida, Solanales, Solanaceae.
UUUAAUCUAAAGUACACUUUAUCUUCUUUCACUUUCCUUUUCUUCUCCAAAACCCUAAAAAAAUGGAACAUCCAUUCUUCAUCAAUAACGGCCCACCAACAAACAGAUCCGAAGCAGUACGUUGGCUAACAAUCGCCGAAAAACUCUUAACAAAUCGUGAUUUAGUCGGAUCCAAAUCAUUCGCAACCCGUGCCCGUGAAUCCGACCCGACAUUAUCAAACCCAAUUUCUCAAAUCUUAAGCAUAAUCGAUACCUUAACAGCUGGUGAUAAAAGAAUUAAUAAUCAUCACUUUGAUUACUACUCAAUUCUUCAAAUCCCACAUAAUCAAACUCAAAAUUUUGAGUUUAUAGCUGAUCAGUAUCGUAGAUUUGCUCUUCUUUUGAAUCCAACAAAUAAUCAUUUUCCGUAUUCGAAUGAAGCUUUUGGACUUGUUGUUGAUGCUUUUGAAGUGCUUUCGGAUCCUUUAAGGAAGAGUAUGUAUGAUAAAGAAUUGGGUUUUUUUGUUAAUCUUAAUCCGGUUAGUUUUGGUGGGUUUGAAGGAAUACAAAGUUCGAAUGCAGAUCAAGUGUUUGUUAAUAUGUCUAAUAGAGAUCCACAAGGUGGAAUUUCGAGCAUGCCGGUCACAUUUCAAGAAACUAUGACUAUGCCAAGCUCAGGUACAGAGCAAGGACAGCAGCAGCAACAACAACCAGUAAGCUCUGUUUCAUUUUCAAACUUAAAUGAACAACCUGCGACAUUCUUGAAUUUAAAUCAACCACAGCCGGUAACAUCUGAGAGAAGCUUAAAUAGAGAAAACCCGCCAUUUGGUAUCGGGUUGAGCUCGACACGAGGGCGAGAACCCGAGGUUUCGGUAGAGCAAAGUAGGAAUAAUCAGCCCCCAGUAAGAAAUGAGAAUGUGAUGGGGAGCAAUGAAACUAGACCUGCUAGUACUAGUAAAAAUGCGAGUAAUGUGAAGGAGAAAGAAGGUAAUAAAGUAGAUGCACCAGAUAGGAGGAUACCUAGUUUUUGGACUGCAUGUCCUUAUUGUUAUGUUAUGCUUGAAUACCCUUUGGAUUACGUUGACUGUACAUUUCGGUGUCAAAAUUGUAAGAAGGCUUUUCAAGGUGUAAAGGUUGCAAGUCCACCGCCAAUUAUUGAUGGGAAAGAAGCUUAUUUCUGUUGCUGGGGAUUUAUGCCUCUAGGAUUUUCCGCGGAGCAUUUUGAGAGAAGUAGAAAUAAUGUGUCUAGCUGGUCUCCAUUUUCUCCCAUGUUUACUUGUCCUGCUGGGGUACAAAGUAAUGUGAGUACUCAUGGCAAUUUGCAUAAUGCUGGUGGGACGAAAGGUCGGGGUGGACGAACUGCUCCAAGGAUUUACAAUGAUGAUGAUGAUGACGACGAUGACGUGCUUGUUGACUUAUCGGAGGUCCUUUCUGAAGAUACUCCUCUAAGGUAGAGAAAGGUAAAUUCUGAAAGAAGUUUUUCCGAGGGUCUGUAGAUCCCACAGUCCCCAGACCCCACUUGUGGGACCACACUGUGUAUGUUGUAGUUGUGCUGUUGUUGUUUCAUUAAGAGAAGAAGAAGGAAGAGAGAAUCAAGCCUUUCAUUUUCACUGUAAAAUGUAUCUUUCAAUUAUUUUCUUUGAUGUUUAGCUUGUUAACAUCUCUUGUGUUUAGUAAUUCUCCUGUGAAGUGAACUUUGUGAUUGAGGAAUAGAUGAAAGUAUCCUGUAACAUGAUUUUGUUAACUCAAUACAAUUUGCUUCAGAGGUGAUUAUAUUUUUUA